Messenger RNA from Prunus avium (sweet cherry), 998 nucleotides. Its product is annotated as transcription factor bHLH149-like. Gene Ontology annotation, biological process: regulation of DNA-templated transcription. The record is from RefSeq and is a predicted model, not a curated record. Gene Ontology annotation, molecular function: protein dimerization activity. Lineage: Eukaryota; Viridiplantae; Streptophyta; Magnoliopsida; Rosales; Rosaceae.
UUUUGAUUGAUUCAUUAAAAAAAAAACGGAGAGAAUAAAGAGAAGGAUAGAAAGCUGGAGGGAAAAAGGAGAGGGGAAGAGAGGCAAUAAAUGUGAUUAAGGAAACGACGCGUGGUUCCCGUGAACUGCUUUUAUACUCACUCUCCCCCCAUUCCCUCCUUCAACCCCCCUCUCUCUCUCCUCUCCCCUAUCUCUCUCUAAAUACCUCCCAUCCAAACAAACGAACAACAAACUGAUAUAAAUCACCACCACCAUAGCCAUCUUCUCUGCAAUUGCUCACUCUCUUCGAUCAGGUUUGUCGAUAUAUUUAUCGGUGACUAUUGUUGAAUUUGACUAUCUGCAUAUUCCGAUCACCUUCUAUGGAGGCGUCGCUGAUCUCAAACGUCGACGGAAGCCUCGACGCGUCGUUGAUAGAGUCGUCUCGCAAAAAGCGGAGGAAAAUCGGAGCCGUCGAAUCGGAUCGGAAUCCGACUACGAAAACCGGAGCCCGAUGGAGAUCAGAGACGGAGCUACGGAUCUACUCCACGAAGCUCGUAGAGGCGCUCCGUCAGGCUCGCCAGAGAUCGUCGCCGGAGGCGAAGGUCUCCGAAGGCAGCAGGGAAGUGAAGGAGGCGGCAGACCGGGUUCUGGCCGCGGCGGCCAAGGGCACGACUCGGUGGAGCAGAGCGAUUUUAAGAACUCGACUCAGAUUGAACCAGAAGCUUCACAAACGUAGAACGGCGAAGGUGACCGGGAAUAACCGGUUGAAAAAAGCGGAGGUUAGGAGAGAGGGGAGGAAGUUACCGGUUGUGGAGAGAAAAGUUCGAGUUCUGAGCCGGUUAGUUCCCGGUUGCCGGAAGGCGUCGUUGCCGAACCUUCUAGAAGAAACGAGCGAUUACAUAUCGGCUCUGGAGAUGCAGGUGAGAGCCAUGGCUGCUCUCCCUCCUCAUUGUAAUUUAGAUUAUCGUUUGUAUUAAAAAAUAACAACAACAUAUCCAACCAUUUAUUUUCAUAGACUA